UCUCAUCGUAUUGCUAAGCCUUAUUCUCAUUCUUCACAGAAAUCAUCCCUUCUUUCUGCUAUAGCUACCUUUGGCUCCCUUUCGCUCAUGCCUUGCUCAUACUGCGAAGAUUACAAUCUUUCAGCUGAGUAUAAGAUUGCCGAAUCCGAAUCUUCCCAUUAUCAGACCUAUAUACAUCUGAGUUUAUCGAAUUGCAAUGUUUGUAAUCUAAUGCCUGCACAAUUGAAUCGCAUAAUCGCUUAA
Cryphonectria parasitica EP155 is the source of this 243-nucleotide messenger RNA. RefSeq lists its product as uncharacterized. The transcript has a single exon. The record is from RefSeq and is a predicted model, not a curated record. Lineage: Eukaryota; Fungi; Ascomycota; Sordariomycetes; Diaporthales; Cryphonectriaceae. The annotation marks the transcript as partial.